Eremothecium sinecaudum is the source of this 1110-nucleotide messenger RNA. RefSeq names its product GTP-binding protein RBG1 (gene RBG1). The transcript has a single exon. Gene Ontology annotation, biological process: cytoplasmic translation. Lineage: Eukaryota; Fungi; Ascomycota; Saccharomycetes; Saccharomycetales; Saccharomycetaceae. Bases 1 to 1110 code for a protein of 369 amino acids. Gene Ontology annotation, cellular component: cytoplasm. Gene Ontology annotation, molecular function: GTP binding; GTPase activity. The record is from RefSeq and is a predicted model, not a curated record.
AUGUCGACCACCGUGGAGAAAAUUAAGGCUAUCGAGGAUGAAAUGGCUCGUACCCAAAAGAAUAAGGCCACUUCUUUCCAUUUGGGUCAACUUAAGGCAAAGUUGGCUAAGUUAAGAAGGGAAUUAUUACAAGGUGCUUCUGCUGGAGGUGGAGGCGGUGGUGGUGUUGGUUUUGAUGUUGCUAGAACGGGUGUGGCGUCAGUUGGUUUUGUCGGUUUUCCUUCCGUAGGUAAGUCUACGCUACUUUCCAAGCUUACUGGUACUGAAUCCGAGGCAGCUGAGUAUGAAUUCACUACCCUUGUCACCGUUCCUGGUGUUAUAAGGUACAAAGGUGCGAAGAUUCAGAUGUUAGAUUUACCAGGUAUUAUUGAUGGGGCUAAGGAUGGUCGUGGUCGUGGUCGUCAGGUCAUCGCAGUUGCUCGUACAUGUAACUUGUUAUUCAUCGUAUUGGAUGUUAAUAAGCCCUUGCAUCAUAAGCAUAUUAUUGAGAAGGAGUUGGAAGGUGUUGGUAUUCGUUUGAACAAGCAGCCACCAGAUAUUGUUGUAAAGAAGAAAGAAAAGGGUGGUAUAUCUAUAACGAAUACGGUUCCUUUAACGCACUUGGACCCUGAUGUGGUUAGAGCUGUUAUGAGUGAAUAUAGAAUUAAUAGUGCUGAAAUUUCGUUUAGGUGUGAUGCAACUGUGGAUGACCUAAUUGAUAUUUUGGAGGCUCCGUCAAGAAGAUACAUCCCAGCCAUCUACGUGUUGAACAAGAUCGAUUCUUUGUCAAUUGAAGAACUGGAGCUUCUAUACAGAAUUCCAAAUGCUGUUCCAAUUUCCAGCGGUAAAGAGUGGAACCUUGACGAGCUUCUGCAGAUUAUGUGGCAGAAAUUGAACCUGGUACGUGUAUAUACAAAACCCAAGGGUGUGAUGCCAGACUUCACCGACCCUAUUGUGUUGCGCUCAGAUCGCUGCACCGUCAAGGACUUCUGUAACCAGAUCCACAAGUCUUUGGUGGACGAGUUCAGAAAUGCAUUAGUUUACGGUAGUAGUGUGAAACAUCAGCCUCAAUACGUCGGUCUUUCCCAUGUUCUAGAAGACGAGGACGUUGUAAGCAUUUUAAAGAAAUGA